AUGUCCAACAGCAACACUGCCCUCCGAUCAAACCAUCCGACAAUGUACAUGCACCCCGGCCAUUUCGGCUCGAGCAGCGCGUCGCCGACACCUUUUAAGUUAGACGUGUUCAACAAAGCCUCGACGGCUGCGAACGCACAUGUAUAUGGAACCUCGCCAACAGCAGAGCGACAUCCACUAGAUCGAAAUGGCGCUAUGCCAGUCCUUGCCGCCAGUUCAUCAGAUCCCGCAGGGUUUGAUGCGGCUCCCUCGAUCAUAAUCCGCAAGCUAUCGAAGAACACAACCAUAGAGGAUAUCACAACCAUGUUGACAUUCGUUGACGGCCUCAUUGACGUGCAAUGGUUGCCUUCGGACGAAGCCAACUUCAAAGCUGCGUCUGUUCGUCUGCAGACGAGGACAAACGCUAUUCAGGCCAUACAAUCGCUGAACGGCAAGCCGAACAUGUCCAAGGACGCAAGCUUGAUCGUGGAAAUCUACGACUCUUCUGCCAUGUCAUUUGGGGAUCAACGGCGCAACACGAUCGACGGGACUGCUGCGCGAACACAGACAAGCUCCACGUCCUCCAAUAACUCCAAUGGUCCCUUUUCAUUGGGCAGGUCACGAUUUGGGAGUACGUUUCAGUCAGUGGACAAGCACUCUCCGCCUCUCGUGACUCCAGGCUCCGGUGGCAAUAACGACUACUCAUACUCAGAGCACGGUACUCGCAUGCAGUCGUUCUUCUCGCCCCAACCGAUACUGACCAAUGGACACCGCGUCUCCGGUAAAUCGAUGAUCAACGACGACACCGCCGACGAGGAGACACGCGRGUUACUUGAGGAUCCGCUUAGGUAUGCCAAAAGUGGCCAGCAACCCUCAUCCCGCAGGUCGACCAACCCCCAAGUUUUGGCCCACCGCAUGACAAGCCUCUCGCUAGGCUCGGCAAAUUCAAUGCAGUUCGAAGCUACCUCACCAAAUGGUUUCGCGACUCCUCGCGGCAACGGCUUGAUGCAGCAUGCCUCAUCUCACCAGAUGCCCUCUGGAAGUUUCUCCAACGCUGCUACAAAUGGCUCGUAUAUGCAAAGCUUUCCACAGCCGCAAUACCCUCCGGUCAAUCCUGCAGACCAGAACCCUCCUUGCAAUACGUUGUAUGUCGGGAACCUGCCUAUCAAUACCUCGGAAGACGAGCUCAAGGCUUUGUUCAUCAAGCAGCGCGGGUACAAGCGCUUGUGCUUCCGAACCAAGCAGAAUGGUCCCAUGUGUUUUGUCGAAUUUGACGACAUCUCUUUCGCAACCAAGGCCCUCAACGAUCUUUAUGGCCACCCGUUGCACAACAGCGUCAAGGGUGGCAUCCGUCUCAGCUUUUCGAAGAACCCUCUCGGAGUCCGUGCCGGCCAGCCAAAUGGUUUGGGGCUCGGUGCCGCCAUGUCACCCCAGGCUAUGUCAGCCGGCUAUGCGGGCCCGAUGAAUGGUUUCAGCUCUGUUUCUGGGCCUCCGCCGGGUCUUUCCCAGCCGCCUGGUCUAUUAAACGGUGCGAACUACCGUGCAACUCCCACCACUGGUGUAGAUGGCAUGUUUUCUCCACCUUACGCUGUGCACCCACCCGAAUUCAACAAUCAGCUCAGCCGCAAUGCAUACUCGGGUGGGAUUCCGCCUAACAUGCCGGGAGUUUACGGACGGGAAAGCCGGAACAAUAGCUAUUCAGAAUUUCCGCCACGGAGGUGA
Molecule: messenger RNA, 1701 nt
Organism: Ramularia collo-cygni
Lineage: Eukaryota; Fungi; Ascomycota; Dothideomycetes; Mycosphaerellales; Mycosphaerellaceae
Exons: 1
Coding region: 1-1701 (566 amino acids)
Molecular function (GO): mRNA binding
Source: RefSeq, a predicted model, not a curated record